Messenger RNA from Meloidogyne enterolobii, 258 nucleotides. NCBI's taxonomy places the organism in Eukaryota, Metazoa, Nematoda, Chromadorea, Rhabditida, Meloidogynidae. The record is from the annotation of a GenBank genome assembly.
AUGCCAAUAAUUUGUCGUUGUCUACACAAUCGAAAAGAAACAGAUAAAACUACGGAGAGUUCAAAAGGAAAAAUUAUUCAAUUCUCUCCUCUUUGUGGGUGUACUCUUAAAUGCCUAAAGUGCCUACCACUUAAAGUUUCGAAAAAAUCGUGUGAGAAGGAAAACAUGGAUAAGGAAUUGAACCUUGAGAAGAAAAUGAUUGAAACAAAAAUUGAAAAAGAGGAAAGCAAAUCCGGCAAGUAUAACGAGAUAAUGUGA